GUCCAUUCAAUGAAAUAAAAUAAUAGUUAAACACCAAGCAAUGAAAAUUUAAGAGUAGUUAUAAGAGUUCGUCCUCCAAUGGCUCGAGAAAUUAGAGAUGGCAAGUUUAUUUCAACUGUUUAGGUAGCCCCUGAUAAUUUAUAACUUUGCAUUUUUGAUUAUCAUGCAAUAGAACUUGUACCUGAUGAAGAUUUAGAAUAAUAUGUAUCAAAUCCAUCUAAUUAUACUCUUCAUUAAUUUACAUUUGAUUAUGUUUAUGAUUAAGAUAGUACUCAAGAAUAAGUUUAUAAUACAACUGCAGCAUUAUCAGUAGAUUCAACUUUAUAAGGAUAUAAUUCAACCAUAAUUGCAUAUGGUCAAACUGGUACUGGUAAAACAUAUACUAUGCAUGGAUUUAGUUUUAAUCCUAAUUCUGAUUAAUUAGGUAUUAUACCUAGAUCUUUACAUAAUAUAUUUAAUCACAUUCAAAUGAAAAGUAAUUCUUCCACAACAUUUAUGGUACGUGCUUCAUAUUUACAAAUAUAUAAUGAAAAUAUUAGUGAUUUAUUAAGAGAUUCUGCAUCUUUGAAUAUAAGAGAAGAUAAGAAAAGAGGAGUUUUUGUUGAAAACUUGUCAGAAUGGGCUGUAAGAGGUCCAGCUGAAAUAUAUUAAUUAAUGCGUAAAGGUAAUGCAAAAAGAGUAACAGCAAGUACAAGAAUGAAUGAUACAAGUUCAAGAAGUCAUGCAGUUUUUAUUAUAACAGUUGAAUAAAUAGAGGAGAAACCAGAAGGAAAAUCUGCAAGAGUUGGGAAAUUGAAUUUAGUUGAUUUGGCUGGUAGUGAAAGAGUUAGGGUAACAGGAGCUACAGGUUAAAGAUUAGAAGAAUCUAAAAAAAUAAAUUAAUCUUUAUCUGCAUUAGGAAAUGUAAUAGCAGCUUUAACAGAAAAUAGAGGUUCUAAACCUCAUAUUCCUUAUAGAGAUUCAAAAAUAACGAGAUUAUUAGAAGAUUCUUUAGGUGGAAAUUGUAAAACAACAUUUAUGGCAAUGAUAUCCCCAGCUAUUGAUGCAUUUGGUGAAUCUUUAUCAACUUUAAAGUUUGCUAAUAGAGCUAAAACUAUUAAGAAUACUCCAAUCGUAAAUUAAGAUGGAGAUUAAGGGGCUUUAUUAAGAAAAUAUUAAUUAGAAAUUUAAAAAUUAAAAUAAGAAUUAGAUGAAAGAACAAAGUAACCACUUGAAAAUUUAGUUAAUGAAUUAGAAAAAGAAAAGUAGAAGGCUUUAGAAGAUAAAUAAGAAGCUUAAUCUGCCUAUGAAUAAAGAUCCAAAGAUUUAUUUAAAGAAACAGAACUAAGAAAAUAAUUAGAAGAAAAGAUUUCAGCAUUAAAUUCUCAGAUGUUAGUUGGAGGAUAAAAAAUAGAAGAAACUCCAUAAUUUUAAAGUGCUUUAGAGAAAUAAUAAAGAUUGAUAAGAUAAUAAUAUUAAGAGAAAUUAACAGAGUUAGAAAAAGAAAGAUAAUGCAUUGAGGAAGAUAAAGCUUAAACAGAUAAGUAUAAACAAUUAUUGUUAAAGUAAAGAGACAUUAUGAUAGCCUUAACUAAUAGAUUAAAUGAUAGAGAUGAAACUAUACUUCAAUUAUAAGAAGAGUUGGAUGUUUAUGAAAAAUUAUAAAAAGAAAAUGAAGAUCAAUUUCAUUCUCAAUAAGUUAGAUAAGAAUAAUUUGAAGAGCUAUUAUUAGAGCAUAAAAUUGACAUUCCUAUGGCAUUAUAAAAUUAAAAAUAAUUUAAUAAAGAGAAAGUUAUAGAUAUACAAAAUGAUUUACAAAUCUAAAAGCUUGAAUAAAUACCUGUAUAAACUUUACAUACUAAUUAAUAAGUCUAAUCUGAUGCUCUUAUAUCUUAUGAACUCAAAAAUUAAGUUGAAAUCAAUAAAUAAAUUUCAUUUGACUUGAAAUUAACAAAAACAGAAUUGGAAAAAAGAAAGAAUGAAAUAGAAUAAUUAAUAAAAAUAUCAAAUUCCGAAUAAAACGAUUUAAUUUUAAAUGCUAGAAAAUCAGUAGAUAAAAUUUUGGAAUAAUUAACUUCUCAAACUAAUGAAUUAGGAUUAGCAAAUGUUGCUAAAGAGUUAAAUUAAUUAUAAAAAAUGCUAAAAUAAGGUUUAUAGCCAAGUAAAAGUCAUAUAAAAGGUUAAAAUUCUUUUAGUAAAUCUACAAGUGAUUCUCCUAAUAAAAUAAUAUUAAUAAAUAAAUAAAAUGAUUAGAUGGCUAAAUCAACAGGAUAGUUAGUGAAACUAAUGUAAUAGAAACCAUAAUCUAAAUAAAAUUAAUCUCCAGUUUUAAGGUAAUCAACUUAGUUUUAUAUAUUAGUUCAAAAUUGAAAUAAAAGUAAAAAUCUGUGGAGGAUCUCUGGAGUUAAAGUUCAAAUGUAUAAUUUUGA
This is a messenger RNA of Paramecium sonneborni, 2408 nucleotides long. The record is from the annotation of a GenBank genome assembly. NCBI's taxonomy places the organism in Eukaryota, Ciliophora, Oligohymenophorea, Peniculida, Parameciidae.